Molecule: messenger RNA, 1734 nt
Organism: Rhipicephalus microplus (southern cattle tick)
Lineage: Eukaryota; Metazoa; Arthropoda; Arachnida; Ixodida; Ixodidae
Product: fatty acid synthase
Biological process (GO): fatty acid biosynthetic process
Molecular function (GO): oxidoreductase activity; fatty acid synthase activity; 3-oxoacyl-[acyl-carrier-protein] synthase activity
Source: RefSeq, a predicted model, not a curated record
UAGCUUUGUUUUUCUGAAAUGAUUAUUCUAAUAACAGGUUCCUCACUGAAGAAAGAGUUUCUGAGACGUCGCUUCCCGGAACUUGAAGAUCGGCACUUUGCCAGCUCGCUGGACCUGUCCUUUGAGACACACAUACUGGGCGAGACUAAGGGCACGGGUGUUGACCUUGUUCUCAACUUUCUGGCCGAAGACAAGCCCCAGGCGAGUGUACGCUGCCUGGCAGAUGGGGGCCGCUUCCUGGAAUCCGACAGUUCGACUUGUCAAACAACUCGUCUUUGGAAAUGUCCAGCGUUUCAUCGAAAUGCCACUUUCCAUGGCAUAGUGAUGGACAAAAUACUGGUCGGUCAAAGCCUGAUGGUCACUGCAAAGCGUCGUCUCUUCGAAAUGGUUCGGGACGGCAUAGCGUCCGGUGUCGUUCGGCCUCUGGACACCAUUCUGUUCACGCGCGACAAAGCCGAGGCAGCCUUCCGGUUGAUGGCUUCCGGUAAACACGUAGGAAAAGUUGUAUUACAGAUCCGACCCGAGGAAGUGCACCACCAUGCCGGCCCCACUGUACCGCUCCUUGUAGAGGCCACCGCGCGCACUUACUUCUACGAGCACAAGUCGUACGUGAUCGUCGGAGGGCUUGGUGGCUUCGGUCUGGAGCUUGCAGACUGGAUGGUUACUCGUGGAUGCCGCAAAUUGCUGCUCACCUCCCGCUCGGGGUUGAGAACUGGUUACCAGAAGCUGUGCUUGCACCGUUGGCGUGCUCUUGGCGUCCAGGUGCUGGCCAGAAAUUCAGACGUCGCGUCUGAAGGAGGAGCUCGGAUGGUCAUCGAGGAAGCCACCUCUAUGGGACCCGUAGGCGGCAUCUUCAAUCUGGCAAUGGUUCUUCACGACGCCCUCAUUGAAAACCAGACGGCUGAGACAUUCGAAGCAGCGUGCAAGCCCAAGGUAGCCGGCACGCAGCUGCUCGACCAGUUGUCGCGACAGCUUUGCAGAGAGCUCGACCAUUUCGUGGUGUUCUCAUCCACGUCGUGUGGACGCGGCAACGCCGGCCAGACAAACUACGGCUACGCCAACUCCGUCAUGGAGAGAAUCUGCGAGUGCCGUGUCGCUGAUGGACUUCCCGGGUUGGCUAUUCAAUGGGGAACAAUUGGUGGCGUUGGACUGAUCGGCGAAAUGAUGGGACAACAAACGUUCCUGCUUGGCCUUGCGCCUCAGAAAAUUAGGUCAUGCAUGGCAGUAAUGGACCAGUUUUUGAGCCAGGGUCACCCCGUGGUUUCAAGUUAUGUAAAGGCCGAUCUGUCCCGAAAACCUGGCGACAAGGAAAAACACAGCCUCAUUGAAUCUGUGGCUCGUAUACUUGGCGUCCAGGACGCAUCCAGACUUAGUCCAGACAUCAGUCUCGGUGAGCUGGGCAUUGACUCCCUUAUGAGCGUCGACGUGAAGCAGACCUUAGAACAGGACUGUGACGUCACCUUGUCCACGCAAGAAAUUCGGCAACUCACCAUCGCUCGGAUUCGACAGAUUGAUGAAUGUCACAGAGAUGCUUCAUCUUCGCGCGGGAAAUCUAGCGCGGCUCAUGGAAAAAAAGGGCUGCGACGGGACAAUCAAGGUCAUCGUGGUGGAUUGUCUUCAUGCAUGGCUCGUGUGUGACCAAGGAGCUCACCUGUGCGAAGCCAUCGCCAGUCAGCUACUACAACAGUGCAGAUGAACACGUUUAGCUGAAGUAAAUAAAAUGAAAUGAAGAAA